ACGACUUUAAGAAAUGGGAUCGAAGAUUGCUGCAACUUUGCUUUCACUCUACUUGCUAGGAAUUGUGGAAUCAAGCCCUAGCCAUAUGAAAGAAGCCGGCACCGUCAUAGACCUGGAUUCCUACUUCGAGUCGCAUGAUGUCGACUCACAAGAACGCGUUGUGGGUGGCACAGCAGUACCUGACGGCGAGUACAUACCCUAUCAGAUAUCCAUGCAGUAUCGCACACGCAGCGGAAAAGAUCGGCAUUUCUGUGGUGGCUCGAUUAUUUCACCGAACCGUAUACUAACCGCUGCACAUUGUGUCAACGGUCAGGAUGCGAAACGCAUUUCCGUUGUGGCGGGUAUACGUGAUCUCAACGACAGCACUGGUAUACGCUCGCAAGUGUUGUCUUACGAAAUUCAUGAGAACUACGAAGAACUGGUGACCAGUGAUAUUGCUAUUCUGAAAAUUGAGCCCGCUUACGAGUUGGACGGCACUAGGGUGAACCAAAUCGAUGUGGGUGGCAGUGAUAAGGUCGAUGGUGGUCGGGAUGUCACACUCUCCGGUUGGGGUGCUAUGUGGCAUGUGGGCCAAGGUCCAUUAGCCAUAUAUCCCACGCUGCUGCAACGCAUGUCCUACAAAACGAUCACGAACGAUCAGUGCAAAAAAGUAAUGACACAGCUAAGCGACACGGAAAUCUGCGCCUUGGAGCGAUUCGGCAAGGGAGCUUGUAACGGCGACUCAGGCGGUCCAUUGGUAAUGGAAAACGGCAGCAGCUUGAAGCAGGUUGGUGUUGUUUCUUACGGCACGGCACUUUGCGCCUCCAAUAACCCAGACGUCUAUACCCGCGUAUCCAUGUUCGAUGACUGGAUCAAGGCACGCUUGGCUUGAAAGCGCACAAGAAACACGUAAAAACUCUAAACUAAGAACUUCUCUAAUGAAAAGCUGGCACAAUAAAUAGUUUUAAAUAUCAUUGAAGCAAAAAAGAAUUAAAAUAUAAAUCAGGAAUACAGUUGCCUACUUACU
Molecule: messenger RNA, 1006 nt
Organism: Ceratitis capitata (Mediterranean fruit fly)
Lineage: Eukaryota; Metazoa; Arthropoda; Insecta; Diptera; Tephritidae
Product: chymotrypsin-2
Exons: 3
Coding region: 14-871 (285 amino acids)
Biological process (GO): proteolysis
Molecular function (GO): serine-type endopeptidase activity
Source: RefSeq, a predicted model, not a curated record